CGCGGACCCGUGAGGUUCUGUGGUUUGUGUCCGCAAUCUUGUGUGUUUGGAUUUCUCUCGAGGUCUCUACUGGUAUGAGUGCCUUUCCGUAGUUACUAGCUUUAAGGACGGCGAUGCCCCCACCAGUGACGGGCGACCCAGAGAGUGAGUCCGUCAUUCAGAGAGCUUCCCCCACCUCUACUUCACCAGGGAUGACUAUUACCCCCUCCCCACCACACUCGGCGCCUGCCACCCCUCUAGUCCUGCCUUGGGGACAGCGCUCUGAUGUACCAGUGCCUUAUCUAGCCCCUACACUACCAUUACCGUACUUCUGGCCAUCCAUUUUCGCGUCACCCUCCAGGCUGUACCUACCCCCAUGGGCGUCAACCCUUCCAGAGGACCUCAGCCCCGACAGGGCGGGCUCCGACACAGGGUACACGCCCGAGAAAGCGAAGACAGAUGAGGAUAUGCCCCUCAACCUGUGUAUCAAGCCCCGCCGACCCCUGGAGAUAUGGUCACCGGCGACUCAGUGUGAAAAAGAGGAGACACCCCAGCCUCAGCAACCUGCGACCUCCACAGUAUCUCCGGCCGAGAGGACAUUUCAGUGCAAACAGUGUGGAAAAAAGUUCAAGAGAUCGUCAACGUUGACAACACAUCUGCUGAUACACUCGGAUACGCGGCCCUACCCUUGUCAGUUCUGUGGGAAGAGGUUCCACCAGAAGUCCGACAUGAAGAAACACACCUACAUACACACAGGCGAGAAGCCCCACAAGUGUGUUGUAUGUGGCAAGGCUUUCAGUCAAUCCUCCAACCUCAUCACGCAUAUGCGCAAACACACAGGAUACAAGCCCUUCUCCUGUGGCUUAUGCGAGAAGGCGUUCCAGAGGAAGGUGGACCUUCGCAGACACCGGGAGAGUCAACACCCUGGGUAUCCUCCCCAGCAGACCCUAGUCUCCAGCAGCAGUCAGUCACCGGUCCAUCAGGAGGUCAAGAUAGAACCUGUCAACUUACCUGCCAGAGCACAACAGUACUUCUGUACCUCCUAGUAGGGAUUUCACUCUUAAAAGUAUCUGUAAGGAACCAUUUUCCCUUAUUCUGUACCGUCGGAAGAUUAAAUAGGAGAUCGGAGGGACUCUGAAAAGUAUUUUUCAGAAACUCUUUUCCUGUGUAUCGUCAUCAAUACUUCUGUACCUCCUAAGAGAAGAUGGAGGGAAAGUACCUGGGUGGAACUCUUUACCACAUUUUGUACGUUCUACUGGAAGAUGGAAGUAAAAGAUUGCAAGGACUUUGAAAGCAUAUAGGAACUAUUUUCUUUCCUCUGUACCUCAAGUAGAAGAUGGAAAAGGAGAUUACAACUGCUUUGAAAAGUAUUUAUAAGGAGCUGUUUUCUUUCUUCUGUACAUCCAGUAGAAGAUUGAAAAGGAGAGUGCAAAGACUUUAAAAAGUACUUAUUAGGGACUAAUUUCCUUCUGUAUUGUCAUCAUGUCGAAACUAGUUAUUUGUUCCUUAUUUAAUAAUCUCACAACUGUUAUGAACUUUUAAAGUUCCAUUUGAUGUUUCAUACGUUGGAAAUUGACUGUGACGAGUCAUUCAGUGUUUUAAGUGUUUACCAAACCUUUAUUGAACGAAUUUAAACCCUACGAAAAUUAAAGUGUCUCAAAGUACCGCUAUACUUGUAAUGAACUUAAAAGUUUAAUUGUAAUCCAACAUCCUGAUUACUCAAAAUAGUGAAACAAAUUUGUUAACAGAAUCACUUAUAGCCUCUACACGUGUAUUUGUUACCUGUAAAAAAACAACAGUUAUGUAAAAACCGUGAAUUUAGUGUGCAUUCCGUUUUAUAGUUAAGAAAUGUAAUAUCCGUGUAGUUCGUCAGUUACCUUUGAAUAGUUGAAGUCUGGAUAAGUUGUUAAAUUUACUUAUUUAUAUUAAACGUGCAUUAAGUAAAAUCCUUAAAGGAUUCUAAGAUUUUGCUUUAAAUAUGCCAUUGUUGACUAACAAUACUAGCUUUAUUUUUUGAGCAGUUACUUGGUAAACGCUUAUAAUUUUACUUAUAAAAUAUUAAUUAAAAGUCCGUCCAUGUGUGGCCUAUGACCAAAGCUCAAUGAGUUUCCUAAAGUCGAACUUGUUUAGAUUGUGGCUAAUGUUAAGCAUUCACUGCCUAAAAUCUUAAAAUAACUCGACUGUAGAUAGUUGCCAUACUGUUAAGUUAGGUGUAUAACAAUGUCUAGUCCAAACUAUCACAACUAGUUGUUGACUAGUCGGAGAGCUUGGGGUCAGUUUAAAUAAAUAAAAAAGUUUCGUGAUAAAUAUAACUACUCAAGAUAAAUGUGCACUAAUUGACUUUUGAUUUUUUAUUUUGUACUUGGGUGAGUUUUUUCUCUUGAAGAU
Messenger RNA from Macrosteles quadrilineatus (aster leafhopper), 2367 nucleotides. RefSeq names its product zinc finger protein Gfi-1b-like. NCBI's taxonomy places the organism in Eukaryota, Metazoa, Arthropoda, Insecta, Hemiptera, Cicadellidae. The coding region runs from base 114 to 1025 and encodes 303 amino acids. The transcript is spliced from 7 exons. The record is from RefSeq and is a predicted model, not a curated record. Gene Ontology annotation, cellular component: nucleus.